AUGGGAGAAACAGGGUGGAACGGGUUGUUGUUGCUAAUGUGCGUCUCUUUGGCGAGCCUGCCUGCUGUCACAUAUGCAAAGACGGUGAAAUAUCAGACAUUUGAGGAAGACGCACCAGGGACAGUGAUCGGAAACUUGGCCAAGGACAUCUCAUCCACUCCCUCUUCAUCGGGAGGCUCCCGGACCAAUUUCAGGAUGAUGAAACAGUUCAACUCCUCUUUCAUCCGUCUGAGGGAGAGCGACGGACAGCUGACCAUAGGAGAGAGGAUAGACAGGGAGCGCAUCUGCAAACACACCCUGCACUGCCUCAUCGCUUUCGACGUGGUCAGCUUCUCCAAAGAGCAGUUUAAACUCAUCCACGUCGAGGUGGAGGUCAAGGACAUCAACGACAACUCCCCCGAGUUCCCCCGGAAAGAGUCGAGUCUGGAGAUCUCCGAGAACACAGCGGUGGGCACGCGGAUCCCGCUGGACUUUGCCGUGGAUGAGGAUGUUGGGGUGAACUACAUCCAAAGCUACCAGAUCUCCGUCAACAGCCACUUUUCAAUCGACGUGCUCAGCAGGGCCGACGGGGUUAAAUAUGCGGAGCUGGUGCUCAUGAAGGAGCUGGACCGGGAGACGCAGGCUUCUUACGCGCUGGAGUUGGUCGCUAUGGACGGUGGCAACCCGUCCCGCACCGGAACAACGCGCAUCAACGUCAAGGUGAAAGACUACAACGACAACAGUCCGGUGUUCGACAGGAACAGCUUCUCCGUCGACUUGCCCGAGGACGCACCGAUAGGCUCCCUCUUGCUGGACCUGAACGCAGAGGAUCCGGACGAGGGGUUGAACGGAGAGGUGGUGUACGGGUUCGGUAACCAGGUGCCCUCAGAAAUCCGGCAACUCUUCAGAGUGGACAGAAAGACCGGGCGUCUCACACUGGAGAGUCCGAUUGACUUUGAAAGUAAGAACACGUACGAAUUUGACGUCCAGGCCACCGACCUGGGUCCGAACCCGAGCCCGGCCAUAUGCAAAAUUGUAGUUCAGGUGCAGGACGUUAACGAUAACGCACCGGAGAUCUCCAUCACCCCCAUGACGUCCAUCACGGCGGGGAUAGCGUACAUCACAGAGGCUGCGGCCAGAGAGAGUUUCGUGGCUCUGGUCAGCACCUCGGACAGAGACUCCGGCGCUAACGGACAGGUGCACUGCACGCUCUACGGACACGAUCACUUUAGACUGCAGCAGGCGUACGAGGACAGCUUUAUGAUUGUGAGUACCAACCCGUUAGACCGGGAGAAAAUCCCUGAGUAUAACCUCACGGUGGUGGCUGAAGAUCUGGGCUCCCCUCCCUUCAGGACCAUCACUCAGUACACCAUCCGACUGACGGACGAGAACGACAACGCGCCUGUGUUCAGUAAGCCAGUGUAUGAGGUAGCUGUGGUGGAGAACAAUGCACCUGGCGCAUACAUCACCACGGUCGUGGCGCGGGACAUGGACAUGGGGUCAAACGGGAAGGUCAGCUACAAACUAGCGGACACCUACUUCAUGGGCUCACCUAUCUCCACCUUCGUGUCACUGGACCCAGCCAGCGGUUCGCUUUACGCGCUCCGGAGCUUCAACUAUGAGGUGAUGAAACAGCUGGAGCUCCGAAUCACGGCCAGCGACAGCGGCUCCCCUCCUCUGUCCGGCAGCGCAAAUGUGUUUGUGAGGAUAGUGGACCAGAAUGAUAACGCACCGGCCAUCACUCAUCCCGCGCUCAAUAACGGCUCAGCUGAAGUCCUCCUGCCCCGGGACGCACCGACCGGCUACGUCAUCACCCGGGUGGAGGCACGGGAUGCGGACGAAGGUGUGAACUCGGAGUUGUCCUUUGGGCUGGCCACCGGUGAACCCUCCGUGUUCUCUGUUAACAAAGCCACGGGGGAGAUCUACCUCAACCAGGUGCUCAGCCACGACUUGGACGAAACCCUGAGCGUGACCGUCACGGUGAGCGACAACGGGAGGCCCGCGCUCACCUCCACCGCCACCCUCCACUUCCUCAUCAUCGCGGGCUCCCCGCCGAGCGACAGGACAGUGUACCAGUCAGGCGUUGGAGACGAGGUACACGCGCAGUGGGACCUGUCGGUGGUGAUUAUCGUUGUCCUCGCGGGGAGCUGCACGCUCCUGCUGCUCGCCAUCAUCCUCAUCGCCACCACCUGCAACCGGCGCAAACGGGACAAAAGCGGAGAAGACAGCGACUCAUACGGAGAGAAGGGCACACUGGAACGGGGCAGGAGCCACGUGGUGGACAACCCGCUUCUGCCUCUCCACGGGGCCGGGGGAGAAGCAGGCUUUGAGGGACACUCCUACAGCAGUCAGCCCGGUGGGUUCACCUCAGCUCACCCUGGGGGCAGCGACAUGUGCUCGGCCUCAGAGGACGGCAGCGAGGUGCCCUGCGUGUAUGACUCAGACAGCAACAGCAAGCCCAGAGGGAAUAAACACGAGGGCUACUCCACUCUGCCUGGCUAUGGAAACGGCAAAGAGGCUGUGAGGCCCAUCACCAUCUGGAAGGGCAACUCAUACACCACCAUCUCUGCCAGGGACCCGGCCUUCAGUGGCAAAGACAGUGGCAAGGGGGACAGUGACUUCAAUGACAGUGACAGUGAUGUGAGUGGAGACACUGGCCUGAAGAAAGAUGGAGCAGUGGUUCCUCCCAUGGGCGGCCAAAAUGCUCUGUGGGCUUGCACCAGUGAGUGUAAGGUCUUAGGUCACUCAGAUCGCUGCUGGAGCCCUUCAGCAGUAAGAGCCAACGCAGCACCCUCCCCAGCCCCGACCCUCUCAUCCUUCAGUAGCCUCUCCAAGACGGCCUCCCUGCCUAGGGACCCCCAUCGCAGAGACAACUACUACCAGGCCCAAAUCCCCAAAACAGUGGGGCUGCAGAGCGUGUACGAGAAAGUGCUGCACCGAGAGUACGACUACGUCCUGGUCACCCCUCCCAGGCCUGUGAGGGUCCAGGAGAUCAGUGAUAUAACCAUCCCUGUUUACACACCCACCCCGACACACUGUCCCAACAAUGACAUUUAA
This is a messenger RNA of Scomber japonicus (chub mackerel), 3036 nucleotides long. Its product is annotated as protocadherin-8-like. NCBI's taxonomy places the organism in Eukaryota, Metazoa, Chordata, Actinopteri, Scombriformes, Scombridae. The record is from RefSeq and is a predicted model, not a curated record. The transcript has 3 exons. The coding region runs from base 1 to 3036 and encodes 1011 amino acids. Gene Ontology annotation, biological process: homophilic cell-cell adhesion. Gene Ontology annotation, molecular function: calcium ion binding. Gene Ontology annotation, cellular component: plasma membrane.